Messenger RNA from Anneissia japonica, 7120 nucleotides. RefSeq lists its product as uncharacterized. Lineage: Eukaryota; Metazoa; Echinodermata; Crinoidea; Comatulida; Comatulidae. The coding region runs from base 7 to 1398 and encodes 463 amino acids. The transcript has a single exon. The record is from RefSeq and is a predicted model, not a curated record.
AAGACCAUGUAUAUCGCUUUAUCAUGCGUUUUGGUGUUUGUUUCAUCGAGCUACGGACAGAAUGAACUUGAACAGGUCAGUGCUGGAAUAAGAGCCGGAAAUGCGAUCGUUCAAGCUCUUGGUGAUGAACAAUAUUCAAAGAAUUUUGGUAAAAUCGGCGUGAUAGCGUCGAAAAUUGGACCAUUCCUGGGUGCCAUUGGUCCAGCUUUCUUGCUGAUUUCCGCAUUCUUGCCAGGGUCGCCGUCUCCGGAAUUGCUAUAUAUGAAGAGAAGAUUCAAGGAAAUGGACGAAAAUUUUGACAAAGUGUAUAAAGAGAUUGGCGAAGUGAAAACUCUUAUUGAAAAAGCAUCCUUAUUUACUCAGUAUGGAGAAUAUGAACACACAAUAUUGAUUGUGUCUGAUCUCCUACAACAGUUUCUGAAUGGUACAACUUAUGCAGUACGGGAAGAACUAAAGAAUACAUUUAUUGAUGCUUACGAGAAUACUUACGACAAUGCUGCAUUGAGAUUCUGGCAAGGUAUGACAUCUGAACUUUAUGUGGCGAAUAACAUUCCGAAAACAGCCAUGUUAUAUACACAAAACCACCGGGGGCAGGUUCAAAGACUUAUGAAAGGAAUUACAAACUUAAUAAUAAAGGGAGUGAAAGUAGAAUUAUCCUACAUGAUAGCCAAAGGUCAAAAUUCCACAUAUGAACUUGUUAAGAAUACUUGGGAGGUCAGAAUCAAAGAGUUAAUUACCCAUAUGGAAAAUGCAGACCGAGAAGUGACUAAUCGUUGGCCUGUACAGUCCACAGAAGAUUUAGAUAACAAUUUGAUAUCGUUAAAACACCUAAGUCACAAAAAAUUCGCGGAGGAAUUCUAUAAAUUCCUCAUUGAAAAAUAUGAUUGGAGAGAUUGGCACGUUGUUGUUUACAACCAAAUUCAAAGUGCAGAACAUUAUGUGCAUUUGUGCCGCGGGUAUGAAUCCCUUCACAAGCAUGGCAGAAAUGUUGCCAUGGCAAGCGUUAAUCAAACAAUAGGUCCCAUUCUUAAAGCACACGUUCGUAACUUGCUCAGAGGUGUCUCAACAAAUUUUUAUCAUUCUAGUUUUGGGGGUAGGGUCGAAAUGAAAAAAACCCUUGUUUCUAGGAAUGCUAAGGACAUUUACGAUAAUUAUUUUCCGAAUCAAAUUAAGGAUAUUUGCACCUAUGCAUCAGCAGGCGCCAUAAAGUCAAACGCAAACGUUCAUCACAAGGCACUAGAUAGUCGUUUUACUUCUGUCGUCAAUGGAGAGUACAUUCUUCAUGCAUUUGGGGGCGAGAACGCUUUAACUAUGUCCAAUUUUAUCGGCAGUUUUAAUUUUUUUCUUCUACCUAUACAUCUAAUAACCACAUAUCCAUAUUGUUGCAUUAGUGUUUGAAGUUAGAUUUUUUUUAAAAUCAAGAGUGAAAAGUGGAAUGUUUAAUUAAUUUCAAGGCAAUUAAACACUUAAUUUAUUUGUUACUGUGACGUACGGGACUUUUGAAAAUUAGAUGUGUUGAUGAAAAUAUAAAUGGACAAAUGUAUAAACAAAAUCAAUUGAUUCCCAUUCUUGUUAAAAAUCUUAAGUAAUGAAUGUUACAUUACUUAAGAUUGACUUUUGAAAAUUAUAUGUGUUGAUGAAAAUAUAAAUGGACAAAUGUAUAAACAAAAUCAAUUGAUUCCCAUUCUUGUUAAAAAUCUUAAGUAAUGAAUGUUACAUUAUAAACCCUUUUAUAACAAAACCAAUAUCCUCUCCUACCCCUCAUUAAUCUAUUAAUAGUCAUAUAAUAUUUACAAUUGUUAGGUUUCCAUCAUAUAAAAUGUUCUCCAAAAAGAAUAUCGUCAUUGCACAAAAUAGCAUAAGUUGGUGUAUUCUAUCUAUGGAAAAAAUGUCCCAUACGUCACGGUGACGAAAUUUACAUAUUUUUUUUUUUAUUUUUUACUGCGUAAAAAUUAUUUGACAGAUUCGUACAAUACUUUGACAUACAUUAGUCAGACAGAUACAAUAUCUAUGAAUAUUGGUAAAAUAAUUACACUAUUGCCACUUUUGGAGCAUUUUACAUGCUUAAGUCACUUUGACUUCAUGUCCCGUAAGUCACAAAACAUUGCAGUUAAACCUUGUUAAUGAAGGUAUAUAAACUAUUCAAACUAUUUUACUGCGUAAAAAUUAUUUGACAGAUUCGUACAAUACUUUGACAUACAUUAGUCAGACAGAUACAAUAUCUAUGAUUAUUGGUAAAAUAAUUACACUAUUGCCACUUUUGGAGCAUUUUACAUGCUUAAGUCACUUUUACUUCAUGUCCCGUAAGUCACAAAACAUUGGAGUUAAACCUUGUUAAUGAAGGUAUAUAAGGUAUAUAAACUAUUCAAAAAGUCCAGUUUGCUUCAAGAGAGUUCAGCAGAACAAAACAUAUUCAUGAUCUUACAAAUGACCCUAAUUGAUUUCUAAUUCAACAAAAAACUUUUUCUCUGAUAAAGUUUCCUUCAUAACACCAAACUUAUGAAUUUACUCAUUUGUUUUACAUAGACAGUUCUUGUCUGAAGUAUUAAAGUAUUAUAAAUUGCUAGUAAAAACAAUUCAAUUUGUUUACCAGUAAUUUAAUAAAAUUGACAUAUAAUGUAGGCAGGAUUAAAAGGAAAUCCUACACUAUGCAAAAGACCAAUGCAAGAAGUUGUAAAGUGAUUGCAGUUUUAAAUAAUCAUCUAUGUAUCACUCCAGGGUCUCUAUAAAUUAAAUGGAUUUUGAAACAUUUACAUAUUAUACACCAUUUGAAUUUCAGUAUAGUGAAAAACAGGGCCCCCGUGACUAUUUUUUGGGGACCAAGGUUUCUCUGCUGAUUUAACAUCACCAGGGUAUGAAUAAAAAAAAUUAGCGGGGUGAGCCUCCUGAAAAAGGGCGGAACAUGUUUUUUGGCGGCCAUUUUAAAAAUGGCCGCCAAAAUUAAGACAAUGGCUCAUAACUUUACUUCUACUCUAUAAAAAGGGUAAAUCUGGUGUCUAACUAUAUGUUAUUAGGGUCACUGAAUUGAGACAUGUUUCAAAAACCUAGGAUGGCAGCCAUUUUGAAAUUCAAGAUAGCUGCCGUAAUAAUCGUUGAAAAUCAAAUAUUCCAGUGUAAUUUAAUUUAUUCUCGUUGAAAAAUGGUAAAUUUGAUGUAUUCUCAUGUGUUAUUGGGUUCUGCAAGUCCAAUAAUCAAAGUUUCAAUAAGGUAGAUGGCCGCCACAAAAAUCGCCGAAAAUCAAAUAUUUUGGUAUAUAAUUGCACUUCUCGAUAAAAAUGGUAAAUUUGGUGUCUAAUGACUUGAUAUGGGGCAAUCUGAGUCCAAUUAACAUAGUUUUAAAAGGGUGACAACCAUACUCUUUUUCCAAUAUCACUGAGUCCAAUGAGCAUAGUUUCAGAAAGCUAGAAUGUCAGCCAUUUUGAAAUUCAAGAUGGCCGCCACAAAAAUCGUCAAAUAUCAAAUAUUUUGGUAUAUACAAUAAUUCCACUUCUCAAUAAAAAUGGUAAAUUUGGUGUCUAAUGACUUGAUAUGGGGCAAUCUCAGUCCAAUUAAAAUACUUUUUAAAGGGUGACAACCAUACUCUUUUUCCAACAUGUCUGCCAUUAAUAUGUACACAUUUUACCUUACAAAGUGCAAAAAUAAUAAAACAUUAGAAAAUAAUACUACUACUUUAUUAUACAAUAAAACAUAAGCAUUUGCUUGAUCAACCUGUCUGUCUGGAAUAAAUCAUAAUUAGGUUCAUACGUCAUCAUUCUCGUUGUCAGAGGACGAUUCAUCGCUUGUUUCAUCAUCACUCUCAUCGCUACUGUCACAAUCAUUUCGUUCUGGAACUUUAAUAUCACUGGGUAGGUUUGGCUCAGUACUUCUUUCGGCAUAGCACUUUCCAUUAAUCAGUUUCCACCCACUUUUUGUUGGUGAUUGGUGGAUUCUUAAUGAGAAGUUUAAUUGAUUGUAUGAUAGAUAGUUGGCUCUUUUAAUUUUUAAAAUGGCCCCCAAAAAAAUGUUCCGCCCUUUUUCAGGAGGCUCAACCCCGCUUACUUUUUUUUAUUUAUACCCUAGUGAAGCCAAAUAAGCAGAGAAAUAUUGGUCCCAGAAAAAUGGUCACGGGGCCCUGUUUUUCACUAUACUACGAUAAAUGAUUUUUUUUUUUAAAUAUGUACAUUUCAAAUAAACAAUAAAAUGAUACAUCCAAACCUAUAUAGAGCCACAUUUACACUAGACACGAUUACGACACGACAACGACAUAUCAUCGCGUAGUUUGUAUUCUUUAACACAGCGCGCAUCUGUGUCGUUUCGUUGUCGUGUCAUAAACAUGUCUAGUGUAAACGAGGCCUUAGAAAGACCGACCAUGAAAAUAUAGUCAACUUACCAUCUUUCCCCAGGCAAAAGCCCAUGGUAUGAAUUUUACAAAUAUUAUCAGAAAACAUGGUUUUGAAUUAGGUAUAUAUUGCUUGUAAAAUUUAAUAAAACAUGUAUUGAUAUGAAAAUAAUUAUCAUGAACAUCACUACUACACGGAGUCUUACCCAAAGGACAAUGAUGUGAGCUAACUAUGCAAUCUAUACAGAAAUGAUGAAAUAUUGUGUUUCAUUAAAUUUUAUUGGUUUUUCUUUUAAAAUGGGCCAUGUUUAGUUUUGGCUGAUUCACACCAAUCAGCUAUUAUAAAUGUACAUCUAGCUUAAGCCAUCUACAAGCAUCAUUUAGCAGACACACUUUUGAUUGCAAAAAUGGAAUAUAUCAGUUAUUUUCAGGUAUUUGAAUUCAAGUUCGUAGCUACUAUAAACUGAUAUAGGAGCUAUAUAUUUGAUAGUUCAUAUUUUUUAUUCCAAAUAUGCUUCAUAUGAUCAGCUAUUUUGAAAUACCUGCUAUAUUUUGAUAGUUGGACAUUUUUUAUUCUAAAAAUGCUUUAUAUUUGCUAUAUACAAACAUCUUCAAUUAUGUUUCUUGCUACACUGAUUAUAGCUGCUAUAUUUGAUAGUCGAUAUUUGUGAUUAUAUGCUUUAUAUAAGCUAUUUUGAAGUAUUUGAAUUGAAGUCUGUUGCUACACUGAUAUUGCAGCUAUUUUUGAUAGUUAAUAAUUUUUAUUCUAAAUAUGCUUCAUAGGUUUAGGUUUUGUUGCUACACUGAUGUAGCAGCUAUAUUUGAUUAUAGUUGAUAAUAGCUGCUAUAUUUGAUGAUAGGUAAUAAUGAUAUUUGAUAUCUUUUUCACAACUUUCGUAACAAUUUUGAUUCUCUUUCUAUUAAUAUGUUUUAAAAAAGAAGCCUUUAUCUGUAUUCAAUAAUACUGUACCUUUUAAUUUAACUUGUGUUUUUUAUUUUGGUUCGAUAGUUUUCUUUUGUCUGCUUUGAUUCAGUUAGACUAUCUUGUCAUUGUUUUUUUUAAUUUACAUUUAGUUACUUUUGAAUUUUAUAAUGUAAACACUUUUUGUUAUAUUUACUGUAUGCACUAGGGCUUCCUUGGAAAGAAGUGCUAGUCACUGAAUAGAUACUCCCUUGGUUAAAGGAAUUUUAAAUAAAUAAAUGCUUUAUUUCUGCUAUAUAGAAUAUCUUUCUGUUGCUACACUUAUAUAGCUGCUAUAUUGAUAGUUGAUAUUUUUUAUUAUUUUUGAUGAAAACUCUUUAUAUCUGCUUUAUGAAUGUACGUUAAAUUAAAUUAAGUCUGUAGCUACACUGAUAUAGUUGAUAUUUUUUAAUUUGGAAUUUUCUAUCUGGUAUUUUGAAAUUUAUGAGCUUAAUUAUGUUGCUACACUGAUAUAGCUGCUACAUUUGAUAGUUGAUAUUUUUUUUUAAUUAUUUUUGAUGAAAAAUUUAUAUCUGCUAUAUUAAAUUGUUAUGAAAUUAAUUCUGUAGCUACACUGAUAUAGUUAAUAUUUUUAAUCUUUAAUUUUCUGCUAAAUUGAAAUUUCUUAGCUUAUGUUGUACACUGAUAUAGCUGCUAUAUUUGAUUGUUGGUAUUUUUUUUAUUAUUUUUGAUGAAAACAUCUUAUAUCUGCUAUAUGAAUUCGUUAAAUUAAAUCUGUAGCUACACUGAUAUAAUUGAUAUUUUUGAAUUUUGAAUUUUCUAUCUAAUAUUUUGACAUUUUUUGAGCUUAAGUAUGUUGCUACACUGACAUAGCUGCUAUAUUUGAUAGUUGAUAUUUUUGGAAAUGUUUUGUAUCUGCUACUUCGGUUUAAACACUAAUAAAGCUGCUGUAUUUGAUAGUUGAUAUGUUUGAUUAUUUUUGAUGAAAACCCUUUAUAUCUGCUAUAUAAAUUCGUUAAAUGAAAUUAAGUCUGUAGCUACACUGAUAUAGUUGAUAUUUUUGAAUUUGAAAUUUUCUAUCUGCUCUUUUGAAAUUUCUUAGCUUGUAUGUUGCUACACUGAUAUAGCUGCUACAUUUGAUAGUUGAUAUUUUUUUUUUUUUGAUGAAAACACUUUAUAUCUGCUAUAUAAAUUUGUAUAAGUCUGUAGCUGCAUUGAUAUAUUUGAUAUUUUUGAAUUUGGAAUUUUCUAUCUGCUAUUUUGAAAACACUAAUGUAGCUGCUGUAUUUGAUAGUUGAUAUUUUUGAUUAUGUUUGAUGAAAACACUGUAUAUCUCCUAUAUAAAUUCGUUAAAAGAAAUUAAAUCUGUAGCUACACCGAUAUAGUUGAUAUUUUUGAAUUUGAAAUUUUCUAUCUGCUAUUUUUAAAUUUCUUAGCUUGUAUGUUGCUACACUGAUAUAGCUGCUAUAUUUGAUAGUUGAUAUUUUUGAUUAUUUUUGAUGAAAACAAUAUCUGCUAUAUGAAUUCGUUAAAUCGAAUCUGUAGCUACACUGACAUAGUUGAUAUUUUUGAAUUUUGAAUAUUUUCUAUCUACUAUUUUGACAUUUUUUUGCUUAAGUAUGUUGCUACACUGACUUAGCUGCUAUAUUUGUAAAUGUUUUGUAUCUGCUAAUUGGUUUUAUAUCAACUUUAUGAUUGUAAGUCUGUUACUACACUGAUAUAACUGCUAUAUUUGAUAUCUUUGAUUCUAAAUGUCCUUUAUAUCAGUUAUAUUAAAAUAUUUGAGGAUUGCCUAUUGCUAUAUUGAAAUAAUUUUAUUUGAUAUUUGAUGUUAGUGAUUUUUAAUGCGCUUUGAUUAAACUUGCUGCUACUCUGAUGUA